GCGGUUUCAGUAAUGGCGUCUGUGGCGGAGAUGCGCUUGGCUUUGGGAAAAUGAAGCGUAGAAGAACUUACUUCUUAUACUGAAAACGCGGGGUUUCCAUUCGUGAACUUUGCGUGUGAAGUCGCGGCAUCUCGUGGAGGUUUGCGCUCUGAUAUUAGCCAGUUGUCGACGUGCCGAGAUGAUGAAACUGAAGUCAAACCAAACUCGGACAUAUGAUGGAGACGGCUAUAAGAAACGGGCCGCCUGCUUGUGCUUCAGGACGGAGACUGAGGAGGAGGUGCUGUUGGUGAGUAGCAGCCGACAUCCUGAUAAGUGGAUUGUGCCCGGCGGAGGAAUGGAACCGGAGGAAGAGCCCAACGUUGCUGCUGUUCGAGAAGUGUGUGAAGAGGCUGGUGUUAAGGGCACUUUAGGAAGACUAGUAGGAAUAUUUGAGAAUCAGGAUAGGAAACACAGGACGUAUGUGUACGUUCUCAUUGUAAAGGAAGUACUGGAAGACUGGGAAGACUCUGUAAACAUUGGGAGAAAAAGGGAAUGGUUUAAAAUAGACGAUGCCAUACAAGUGUUGCAGUGUCACAAGCCAGUGCAGGCCACCUACUUUGAAGCUCUACAAGAGAGCUGCCUGACGAGCAACGGCACUCCUCUAGUGGCCACGAUAGCUGAAGACCUCUCACCCAGCUACAACAUCAAUCAGAGCUCUGUCUCUGACAUCAGAUAACUAACACACAACACUGACACUCCGGAUGCUUCCGCCACCACUCUCGCUCUUAUUCUUUCAGUGUUCUUUUUUUUUUCCUCCCUUUUCUCUUAAAAUACAGUUUGCCUUGCCAACCCUUUUUUUGAGUGCCAGAGAGGUGGCACAAACUUGACAAAGUGUUGGGUAAAUAUUCAAAAACAUGUUUUGUAAAUUUAAUGUUUGUUGUUCUGAUUCCCCCCCCACACCUCUCCUAAUGAAUGGACAGUUGCAUGAACCCUUCACCCCUCUUCCUUUUCCCUUUUAGUGCCCUCUGUGAUCCAAGUGUGAGGUUAAAUGAAUGCAAGAACUACUUUUUACUGAUGUGAUGUAAAUACACUUAGCCUAGUGCUUAUGCUUGAGGCUUUCAAUAUUUUUUACGCAUCCAUUUUUCUUGUAUGAGAGAGUGAGCGAGCAUGUAUUUGUGAGUAUGUGUUUGUUCUCGGAAACCACCCCCAACAAUGAGAAGGAAAUGCUUAGUUGCCUGAGCAGAUGGAAUUGGUGAGCAGUCAGUUGGUUUGCAUGAGCACUGAUAUUUAUUUGUCUUACGAGUUUGGGAUCUGAUGAAUGUUCAACCUGUAUUCGGUGUCAGUAGCUCUUUUGAGUGAGCGUUUCCUUGCCUUUUUGCCCCUCUUGCUAUUUUGUAAAUAUCUUAUGGGUUGACAAAAUACACACUUGGGUUUCAAUAUUCUUGUUUCCUUACUAGAGUGGUGCCUAAAUGUGUAGGAACACCGAUUUUUAAAGUGAAAGUAAAAUGCUUACAAGGCCAGCAAUUAUUGGAAAUGAUCAGGGUAGGUUAGCAGCACAUGAUAACAUGAGUUUUGUGCAGUGCUUGCAUCCGCUCAUACUGUAACAUGUAUGGCUGACGGCGAGUCCUGCAGGUACAGUAAUUUCAGUGUUGGUGAUAAAACCAUUUCUCUACCCCACCCCCCAAUCAUUAUUUUCUACAUUUAAUCAAACAAAUCACCACUUGGAACUACUUAAAUCAGAAUGUGCGACAAGGUUAGAGUUUGAGGUGAUAUUCAUGCACAUUGGAGGAUGUAACAGGACCGCUUCUUGGAAAAGAACCUAAGAAGCACAUAUCAAGUUUUUCCACUUUUGAAUAUAUUAGUGUCUCCUGUUGCGGAGCUGUUUAUUGGACCUGGUAGGUCAGGCCUUAGUGACAGUGAAAACUAAAUAUGGGACCAUGACAGGGAUUCCCCCCUGGUCCCAAGUUAAUUUGCACAUACUAGUGCAUCUCAAAAAAAAUUUUUGUUUUUUUUUUUUGGUAAUUUAAUUCAAAAAGGUAUACUUUUCAUAUAUUCUAUAUUCAUUACACGUAAAGUGAAAUAUUUCAAGCCUUUUUUUUUUUUUAUUAUGACUUGUAGCUCAUGAAAAUCAGAAAUCCAGUAUCUCAAAUUACAGGUAGUCAUCGACUUACGACCGAUUGACUUUACGACCGUCUGGUUAUGACUGGCAAGUGUUUCCCAGCUGAGCGUACGACAGUUUCCGCCCCAGCUCCCGGCAGCACCCAGCAUCCAGCCAGUGUUGCCAGAUACUGCUGACGGUUUCUAGCCCAAAAUAUGUUCAAAACCCACCAAAAUGCACUUAAAACCGCCCAAUCUGGCAACACUGCAUCCAGCCUCUUCUGUUGUGUGCAGUGUUUCGCUGGACAAACAAUGAGCGAGCUACAGCGUGCGUACGGCUUAACCAGAUCUUGUGCUAUAACGUGUGCAGCUGGUAAUCAAAGUAACUUUCACUUUUCUGUUCUGUUGCACUGUUCUGUGUCCAAUGUCCAAAAUGAUAAGUUAGUUUUCAACUGUUCAGGUAAAAAAAAAAAAAAGUUAUUAAAACGAUUGUGUUGUUGAAAUGAUGUUUGCAAUUUAUUUAUAAUCAAAAACUGAUACAGGUGGAUGAAAGAGUGAUAGUGUGAUAAAGUACUAUACUAGUACUACUGAGUGAUAAGAAGUCCUAGUGAAUGCUUGAUAAGUAGACAAUAAUAAAUAAUUGGGUGUAUUUUUCGGCGUUCGCUGCGUGCGUGCACUAUGACUCAAAAUAAUAGUGCCGGCAAGAAAUAAAAGUUACUUUCACCCCUGAGUAUGCAGUGUUUGACUUAAACCAAAUAAUGAGCCAAGGUCAUGAAAUAAGAAAAUGUUGAUAAAAUAAGACUUUAAGAUGAUUACAAUAUCAUUACACAUCACAAUAUACUUACAUUCAUUUAACAUAGGCCGGCUUACAACCAGAUCGGUUUACGACUGGUCAGUCGUAACCAAACGCAGUCAUAAGUCGACGACUACCUGUAUUAGAAUAUUCUCUAAGAUCAAUUAAAGGAUUUACAAAACAGAAAUGUCCAACUUCUGAAAAGUAUGCUCAUUUAUACACUUAAUGUUUGGUUGGGGCUCCUUUACCAUGAAUUACUGCAUCAGUGCAGCGUAGCAUGGAGAUGAUCAGCCUGUGGCACUGCUGAGGCGUUACUGAAGCCCAGGUUGCUUUGAUAGCAGCCUUCAGCUUGUCUGUAUUUUUGGGUCGCGUGUUUCUCAUCUUCCUCUUGACAAUACCCUACAGAUUCUCUGUGAGCUUCAGGUCAGGCGAGUUGGCUGGCCAAUCAAGAACAGGAAUAUCAUGGUCAGCAAACCAUUUGGUAGGAGUUUUGGCACUGUGGGUAGGUGCUAAGUCCUGCUGGAAAAGGAAAUCAGCAUCUCCAUAAAACUUGUCAGCAGAUGGAAGCAUGAAAUGCUCUAAAAUCUCCUGGACAACAGCUGUGUUGACUUUGGACUUUGAUAAAACACAGUGGACCAACACUAGCAGAUGACACAGCACCCCAAAUCAUCACUGAUUGCGGAAACUUCCCACUUGACUUGGAUUCUGUGCCUCUCCACUCUUCCUCCAGACUCUAGGACCUUGAUUUCCAAAUGAAAUGCAAAAUCUAUUUUCAUCUGAAAAGAGGACUUUGGACCACUGAGCAACAGUCCAGUUCUUUCUCUCUUUAGCCCAGAUUAGACACUUCUGACGUUGUCUCUGGUUCAGGAGUGGCUUGAUAUUAGGAACGCGACAGUUGUAGUCCCUUUCCUGAAGAUGUCUGUGGAUGCUGGUUCUUGAUGCACUGACCCAGCUUCAGUCCACUCCUUGUGAAGUGCUCUCAAGUUUAUGAAUCAACUUUUCUUGACGAUCCUCUCAAGGCUGCAGUCAUCCCUGUUGCUUGGGCACCUUUUCCAGCCAGCCUUUUCAGCACUGACCUUCUGUUGCUUACUAUCCUUGUGGAAGGUGUCAAUGAUCGUCUUCUGGGCAGCUGUCAAGUCAGCAGUCUCCCCACAAUUGUGGUUGCGUGUACUGAACUAGACCGAGCGAGAUAUGGUGCUUAUACUGUUUUACUCGGAUUCAAAAUGAAAUAUUCUAAUAUUUUAAGAUGUGGCAGGGUUUUUUUUUUUGUGCUGUAGGUCAUAAUUAAAAUUUAAAAUAGAAAAAUGCUUGAAACAUUUUAGUUUGUGUAAUGAAUCUUGAAUAUAUUAAAUUUUCACUUUCUUAAACUGAUGGAAAAUAUUGAACUUUUUGAUGAUAUUCUACUUGGAUGUACUAGUGUGUGUGUGUGUGUGUGUGUGUGUGUGUGUGUGUGUCAGGGGCUGGGAAAACCCUUCAUGUUUUUAGAUUUUUACAUAUAAGCUUUCCUGAACUGAAUGAUGCUUCUCUUGCCUGUAUUUGAAUCACAUGUCAAGUCUGCUCACACCCCAAAAGUGAAAAUAGAGGAAAUUGAUUUUAAAGAUUCCAUUAAAAGAUACCCCGCUUACCUCUACAUUUAUAAAGUAAUAUACAUAGUGUCCCAAAAGUCUCCAUAUAUUGGGGAAAUAAGCACUACAUAAAUUGUAAUUUUAUGUACACAACGUCCUCUACAUUUCAACAACACACAGUCGUCUCUCCCACUCAUAAUGAACUUGUGUUAACUCAUCUGGUGUUGUGCAUGUAAAUGUGUUCCUUUUUAAAUGAUCUUUGUGCUGUAGUCACGAGACUGAUUUCAAUAUGCUCUGUUAAAGGCUAUCUGAAAAAUUAUCUUUUGGAUGAAAAAUUUGGGACAGUGUGCUAAAGUGUUAAUUUGCUCUAUUUACGGAGACUUUUGGGACCCCCUGUACUUCUGGAAAAACAGCUAAAUUUUGAGGAAUUAUAAUGUGCAAUAACACUAUCAGCAUCAACCACGUCACCUGAGCUAAAAGUCCCUAGCAGCAUUAAACGCAGGUGGUCUCAUCUGUUCUGACUGUUCAUGGUAACACUGGUGGGGAAGUAAUUGCAGAUUAAUUCAGGAAGUUCUAUUGGCCAAAUUUGUCAUGUCCAUUUAAGCAUGGCAUGUGGCUAUCAAACAAAGCCUCAUCUUGUGAGGAAGCCUCACUUACAGUGAGCUUUUACACUACGUUCACACUGCAAGGCUUAAUGCUCAAUUCCGAUUUUUUUGAGGUCGUUCACAUUAACAAAUAUAUGCGACUUGUAUGUGAUCCUCAGUAUGAACGAAAAGCGACCUAAAAGUGUUCCGCAUGCGCAUUGCAGGAUACGACGAUGUCACACGCAGUGAGCAUGGCCAGUGUUUACGGAAGUAACCUAAAGUUUCCUGUGUAUGACAGUAGCCAGCAUGGAGUACCUGGCGAUGAUGCAGUUGUUGUUGCGACGGAGCCAGAACAUGCACAAUAGCCUGAUGUUAAGGAGGAGGUUGAGAAGGAAGAGGGCAAGGGUUUUGGCUCAGGCGUUCUGCAGGGUAGUGACUGCAACCUCCGUUCAAAGGAACGUGUGGGUGCGGAGUCGCAUUGAUGUCAUGCGCCAUGUUGUAACUUUUUUUGAGAGACCCGCCGCCUACUUCAGCGCAGAAUAGUGACGUUUGUGGCUUGUUGACGUGUAAGUCGGAUGAAUGCGACCUGGCGGUUCAGACUGAAGUCGCAUAUGAAAAGAGCGGAUAGGAAUUGGAAUUAGGACCACAUAUCCAAACGGCCUGGGUCGGAUUUGAAAAAAUCGGAUCUGUGUCAUUCAUAUUGUCAAUAAAAGAUCGGAUACAGGUCACAUAUGGGCGAAAAAAUCGGAUUUGAGUCACUUCAGCCUGCAGUGUGAACGUAGUGUCUGACAUCUUUAUGCAGACUGACCACAUUUCCUGCUAGGUUUGUUAAAAUGGCUCCUGAACUGAUGUGAUCAGACAAGGUAAAGUAUUCUAAAUAAAGCCAUUUGUCAUUUUUUUUAAUAGAAUGUAGUUCUUUCAAGCAGCGCUGUCAAAGUAUAUUAUUGUCAGGGGGGAACUAUUUUUGGCUUUCCAGAAUUCAGUCACAGCAAUAUGCAACAGGUUUUCCUAGACUGCCUGACACACAUUCUGGAAAUUACCAUAGGAUUAUUAUUAUUUUUUUUUUUUAAAUAAAGCUCAUUUUGUGUUUAGAACAUUUAAAGGCCCUUUUCAGUUUGGUCAGAAACGAUCCCUUUGAAUGUUCCAAGAGAAAACCCACAUGCCUUAGUCAUCCCACAAAUUAUUUUAUGCUUGUAAAAAGGCUCAUGUCAAGUGCAUGAAGGCUAAUGUGGCCUCUUAUCUUGUACCAUCUUGAUUUGGAUGAGAUGGUCUUAUUUAUGUAUGUUGAUCUUUGUAGUAAUUGUUUCUUCAUCUCUUGAAUUGUUGAAGCCUCAGUUGAGCACUCCAUACCUGCUUAACAGGAACCUUAAUGUGCUGUUUAUAAAAACAUGCAGAGCUAAGCAAGCCUUGUAUAAUUGAGACCUUGUUUCAAACCGUAAGAAAUUUGGGCUAUAACCCUCCCCCUCCUCCUUUCUUUCCUCUUUGUCUAGUAAGUCGUCUUAGCCAGGCUGCUUACUGCCCUUCUGAUGGCAUGCAGCAGUUGGCACAAUACUGUGAAUCUGGAGCCACUGUAGUUAGCCAGACUUUUUUUUUUUUUUCCCUCUUCUUGCUGUAUAGACUAAACUGAAAAAGACAAAGUACAGUAUGUGUGGUUUUUCACGUUGAGUAUGAUGGUACACAUUGUGAGUUUCUGGUGAAUGGCGAUGGAACUGUUAAAGCCCCCAAGCAGGAUGUUUGGGAGUGUGUUCUUUUUGGGCUGUUUAAGUUGCUGUAGGUGCAGGUAUAUAAUGUUUUUUUUCUUGUAGUCAACUGCAACAUUUCCCUCAGUGUCUUUGUUCAGAUCUGAUUCUAACACCAAUUAUUAAUCUGGGAGUUAACUUUGAGCUCAUGGCUGUAAGUUUAUAGAUGGGUAGGUAAGAGCUGAUGAUAAUUUUGCUGCUAUUAAGGUUUUGGGUUAAUUGUGAGCAAGCAAAAAAAAAAAACACCCACCUUGAUGUAGCCCAACUGAACAAUUCAUCAUUAAGAUUUUGAUAGAUAGGACUAGUUUUUAUCUUAUUCAUGUAACACUAAUGUUGUUUUAGAUUAUUACCUAGUAAUAUAGCUGGAUUUAGAAUUAUAACGUGGUCCUUUUAGAUGUUGCAUCUUUUUGGGGGUGGAGUUUAAGAGGCUAUAACAGACUUGAGAUAAUCUUAUGAAUGUCCCAAAGCACAAUCGCUUGCAUAAAGUAUGAUUAAAGGGUUCUUUUCCUUUUUUUAAAAAAAAAAAAUAUAAAAACACUGGAUCUCCUGAGAACCAUUUUUUAAUUACCCAGAUCUGACUUGAGUCUUGUUUCAAAGACUACAUUCAGACUGCACCCUGAAACGACCCAUAUCCAAUUUUGUUAUUGACAAUCUGAACGACACAGAUCCGAUUUUUUCACAUGCGACCCAGGCCGCUUGGAUAUGUGGUCCUAAAUCCGAUGCAUAUCCGAUAUUUUUACAUGCGACUGCAGUCUGACCGGACAGGUCGCAUUCAUGCAACCUACACGUCAUCAACAAGAGACAAACGUCACUAUUCUGCGUUGGCUAAUCCCGCCUCUUUGGUGGAAAACAACAUUUGUACAGUUUUCAGAAUUUAAAUAGACUUUUAUAGAAUUGAUCAAGCUAAUGGUGGAUUUGGUAGGGACCUGGAUGUUUAUCUGUUAGCCUGAUUAAAUAAAACAGUUUCUAUAACCAUGCUGUAUUACAAGAUUGUUCUGGAAAUUUCCAGUAAUUUGACACCUUCGGUCUCAUUAGUCUGCUGCCCACAUUAAUCGGAUUGUGUGAGUUGCGCCACAAAAACCACAUCGCCAGGUCUCGCCUCAUCUCCAUAGCAAACUGCACUGGUGUUUCUGCACCUUGAGCCAGCGCUGAGAGAAGUUGCAGAAUUCAGCUGGCUAUAAACAAUCUAAAUAUUUAUAAAAAUGUAGAAAAAGUUUAUUAAUAUGACGAAAUAAAUAUGUGCAAAUUAUUAAGCCUGAAUUAAGAGUUUGGUAAUACAGCGGCCGUAUCCCAAAUGACUGCCUACUGAAGCUCGAGUGCACUAUAUAGAGUUUAAAAUUCCAUUACUUCCUAGUAACAUGUAGUGCACUUGUAUAGAAAUUAGAGAGACAUUUAGGAGUUAACCCUCGUUACCAGGCUACACGUUUUCAUUUCAGUUCAGAAACAAAAACACACACGAGACCUCACACUUUAACAUUAACCAGAUAAUUAAACAAACAAACAAAUCAUUGAACUUGAAGAGUGCGCUUUUUUUUUUUUGUUUACGUAUUACGUAGAUGUGCUUAUUACGUGUCAAUUUGCGCAUGCGGGACACUUAGGUCGUUUUCCGUUCAUAUUGGAGAUCGCAUACAAGUCUCAUAUAAUUGGUAAUGUGAACGGCCUAACAAAAAAAUCGGAUUUCACAACAAAUCAGAUAUGGGUCGUUUCAGGUUGCAGUCUGAACGUAGUGAAAGAUUUCCAAAAUACCAAACAAAAAUUAAGGAUUAGUGACUACUGGCUUAUAUUUUUAUUUUUUUUUUAAUUCAGAUCAAAUUUGACCUGCCGACAGCCUUCACAUUAUCGCACCUUCCUAUCAUGGAGCCAGUGUACUAUAUCACAACCCUGAAUGUAAACUUGUAGGUUAUAUGGAAACACCAGCUUGAUUUAGUAAUUGUUCUCAACAAAACAUUUCACAUUUGCCACUUGCUCUUAAAAGGGCUGCUGCCUAUGAACACCUACAUCACUUAUACAGCCCAUAAAGCUGUGACCUUUUUCAGUUUAACAAACAUGCCUGGAACAUUUGCGUCGUGAUUUUGGGAUUGUGGAAUAUACCAGUAUGAGAAUGUAAUAUAAAUGUGCCAACAAAUAAACAUCAGUAUUUCA
Neoarius graeffei (lesser salmon catfish) is the source of this 8899-nucleotide messenger RNA. It is a transcript of the gene nudt3b, whose product is annotated as nudix (nucleoside diphosphate linked moiety X)-type motif 3b. Bases 179 to 715 code for a protein of 178 amino acids. The transcript has 5 exons. The record is from RefSeq and is a predicted model, not a curated record. NCBI's taxonomy places the organism in Eukaryota, Metazoa, Chordata, Actinopteri, Siluriformes, Ariidae. Gene Ontology annotation, biological process: adenosine 5'-(hexahydrogen pentaphosphate) catabolic process; diphosphoinositol polyphosphate metabolic process; diadenosine pentaphosphate catabolic process. Gene Ontology annotation, cellular component: cytoplasm; nucleus. Gene Ontology annotation, molecular function: diphosphoinositol-polyphosphate diphosphatase activity; bis(5'-adenosyl)-hexaphosphatase activity; endopolyphosphatase activity.